CCUUGCUGCGAUUGACGAACCAGUCAGAGCAGUCGGUCCGCCAGCUCAGCCGACCUCGCUCGCUCUCGCGAUCGGUCAUUAUUCACAGUCGCGCGUCGCCAGCGACGCACGCGACGGUAGUCACCGCGUCAUGACCCUGUGACGUGAUAGUAUGAGUAAAAUCGAAAAUUCGUCGGAAGCCGCCGCGCCCAGCGUGGCGAUCCACGUGGAACAAUAUGAUAACCAAGACAUGGAGAACUCAAAACUCCUCGACCUACACGCUCCAGCGCCGAUGAUAACGCCCUCUGGGCAAAUGCGCAAAGUGAAGAGCUUUAGUGAUACACACAGAAUUCGUGAUGUAACAACAGCUUCGGGUGCAGCAUCCGCGCGGUGUCUGCGGCCUUACGAACAAGUAGCCACUUAUCCUGAAGGAUCUGACAGUGGCACCAACAACUAUGCUCCGUCCGUCAGGUCCCUGGCCUCUAUUGGCAUGGGAUGUACGGAUGGCCGCAAAAUGGUCAUAAGACGGGUACCAACAUCGCCCACAGAAUUGUUUCAUCUAGUUCGUCCUCCUACGCCCCCCGACGAAGAUACAGCUUCACAUGAGAGUGACUGCGAAGAGGAAGAAGAGGACACUACAGCCCACCUAAAACCCCGCCGACCAUUCUGGGCCAACAAAAUACAAUUUGUAUUGGCGUGCGUUGGCUACUCUGUUGGUCUCGGCAAUGUGUGGAGGUUCCCUUACCUGUGCUACAAAAGCGGAGGAGGAGCGUUCCUUAUACCUUAUUUUAUAAUACUCUUAGUAUGCGGUGUGCCAAUGCUUUUCAUGGAAUUGGCCGUGGGCCAGUACACGGCUCACGGUCCCAUUGGUGCCUUGUCACAAAUUUGCCCUCUCUUCAAAGGUGCGGGCUUAGCAAGCGUAGUGAUCUCAUUUCUAAUGUCCACGUACUACGCGGUGAUUAUAGCGUGGGCUAUCUAUUACUUUUUCACGUCGUUCAAGACAGAGGUCCCGUGGGCGAGCUGUUCGAACCGAUGGAACACGCCGCAGUGCUGGGUGCCCAAUCACAACAUGACUAAACCCAAUGGCUCCCAGACGCCCACCGAACAGUUCUUCGAGAAAAAGGUACUGAGCAUGAGUGCCGGUAUAGAAUACCCAAAUGGAAUGCGGUGGGAAUUGGCGGCUUGCUUGGUCUGUGCUUGGGUGCUAGUUUACUUCGCUCUGUGGAAAAGUAUCAAAUCUUCCGCCAAAGUACGCUAUAUCACCACCACAUUGCCCUUUCUGCUAAUUAUAGUUUUCCUCGGACGAUCGUUAACACUGGACGGAGCUGAUAAAGGUCUGAGAUUCUUCUUCAAGCCAGAAUGGGAACUAUUAAAGCAGUCAAGACCAUGGGUUAACGCAGCUUCACAAAUAUUUAACUCAAUCGGUGUUGCUUUUGGAUCGAUGAUAAUGUUCGCUUCUUACAAUCGAUUCGAUAAUAAUUUCCUCCACGAUACUGUGGCUGUCUCACUAAUAAAUGCAAUCACUAGUCUCAUCGUGGGGAUCUUCACGUUUGCCACUAUUGGAAACAUCGCCUUUGAACAAAAUACUCCCGUUAAAGAUGUCAUCGCUGACAGUCCUGGAUUAUUAUUUGUCGUAUAUCCGCAAGCAAUUGCAAAAAUGCCCGCGUCACAACUAUGGGCAGUGCUAUUCUUCUUUAUGUUCCUUUGUCUUGGACUAAACAGCCAGUUCGCAAUCGUUGAAGUUGUGGUGACGUCAAUUCAAGAUGGGUUCCCUGACAUGAUACGCAGAAGACUCGUGUACCACGAGUUGUUAGUGCUGUGUGUGUGUGGAGUGUCGCUAGUGUUCGGGCUGCCACACAUUAUACACAGCGGCAUUUAUGUGUUCCAACUGAUGGACUACUACGCCGCAUCACUCAGCAUCACAUAUCUAGCCUUCUUCGAAGUGGUGGGGAUUGCUUGGUUCUACGGCGUGGGCAGAUUGUCUAGAAACAUUAAACAAAUGACGGGUCGUCGUCCUUCGCUAUAUUUCCGAGUGUGUUGGCUGGUUGCGACACCGGCGCUACUUCUCGCGCUGUGGGUGGCCAGUCUGGUAGACUACACUCCGCCAAGCUACCGACAGUACCAGUAUCCGACGUGGGCGCAGGCGCUCGGUUGGAUCAUCGCUUCUCUCUCACUUCUAUGCAUUCCAGUAUACGCUGUAUUUGUCGUAGUCAAGUCUCCGGGAAAUAAUUGGAGAGAGAAAUUCCGUCACUCCAUUCGUCCGACAUCUCUAUGUGAAUGCGGUGUCACUGGAUGCGACAUUUGUUACUCGGACUCCGAGCAACCGGAUGAUAAACCUGCUAUCAACUAGUCUGAAAACAACUUAGAAAAUAAGAACAUACACCUACUUUCUACUCUAUAAUAGUAUACUUUGAUAUCAAGAAUAAACAAGACAGUAAGAUAAUGAAACGAGACGGUAUUCCAUCAUAAUUAUCAUUAAUUUACAAUGAGGCGGGACUGCAGUCGACCUACUAUAAUAAUGAAGAGGCACACUUUUGUGUUCACUUGGAGAGCGAAGCGAUAUCUGGAUUUUUGUUAACCGAAACUAUCUUCGAUUUUACUUAUACUGCCAAAGGUUUUAUAUCGACACUAUACUAUCAACACUACGACAUGUUUAAGUAGCUACUUUCGCUCGUUGUCUUUAGGCGACUUCCUUGUUACUAGAAUUUUUAAUUUGAACUCUAUUCAGUUACUGCGUAAAUUUAUUACUUUGUCUUUGUAGAAGUAAGCAAACCGUAGAUGGUAAAACCCAUCAGAACCAGUAUUAAGUUUUCUAUGUAUCUACUUAGUUAAAGUUAAACAAUGUGACAUUUGAGUUUGUCGUAUUUAUACAAAUAUUAGCAUAAGUAUUUAGUAUGUUUCCUAAAACUUUUGUGAUCAAAGUCAUUCCAUUAGAAGUCGUAUUCGAUGUAAGUGAUUAUUAUUUAUUUCUAGUAUCUAAUAAAUCAUUUUUAUUUAGAAAUUAUUAAAAAAUAUUCGAAUGAAAAAAUAUUUGCCACGUUAACAAUCUCACUGCAUCAGAUAGAAAAAUAUAAUCCUAGGUAGGUACCAACCAUAGGUACUACCUUACUAUACGUACCUAUCUGCAUACCUACUUUAUGAUAGUGGCGCACAAUUGCGGCAUCAUUACACAAUAUUGAUAAAAUUACGUCUAGUAGGCACAAAAAUAUUUUAAUCUUGUGAUACGGAUACGUAUACAUACCUUCAUACGUACCCAUCUACUUCAUUUACAUACAGUUAAACACACGCACUACCUUAAACAAGGAUUGGUAGGCAUGUAUCUCCAUACAUGCCUACCAAUCCUUUAGUACAUAUCCUUACAGUAGAUACAUACUUUCAUACGAUAAAAAAUCAAAGUACAAUGUAACAUAUCUAAUAAAUAUUUAGUAAUGUAAAUAAGAAACUAUUUGUAAAUAAACAAGUGACCAACUUGUUAACUCUAGCUUUUAAGAUUUUAUUGAAUAAAAAUAUGAAAUAACGUAAUCAGUGUUUAUUUGCUCCAUAGAGAAGAAAUAAAGUUCCUACGAUCUUGAACAGGAAACAAACUAAAAAUCUUUCCACCUGAUUACUUUGUAUGAAUAGAUGGCGCUAUUGUAAUAUGACUGCUAUAACCCUCUAUAUGUAGAUAUUAGGCAU
This is a messenger RNA of Spodoptera litura, 3654 nucleotides long. It is a transcript of the gene ine, whose product is annotated as solute carrier family 6 member inebriated. Lineage: Eukaryota; Metazoa; Arthropoda; Insecta; Lepidoptera; Noctuidae. Gene Ontology annotation, biological process: glial cell growth; nitrogen compound transport; neurotransmitter transport. The record is from RefSeq and is a predicted model, not a curated record. Gene Ontology annotation, cellular component: plasma membrane. Gene Ontology annotation, molecular function: amino acid:sodium symporter activity; neurotransmitter:sodium symporter activity; osmosensor activity.